CUGGCAGCGGGCGCGCGCGCGAGCAAAAACCACAUCGUGUCUAUAUCAUAGAAGAGAAAGAGUCCGUGUAUCAGUAUGCAGCGCAAUACGGUAGACAGCAGAACUACACGAACGACGAUGACGAUGCCGAUGCGGAGUUGAGACCAGCAGCCAGCCAGUCACGGUCUCCGGUGCCAGAAAGUCACAAGUGUCUUCCUAUUGAGGUGUGUAAUCCGCGCGCGUGCGAAUUUCCUAUUCCGUUUCCGCUCCGGUCCAAGCUCUGCUGCAUCCAAUUGGAAUCCUGCACAAUAUGAAAUCCUAAUCCUAGAAGCCCCCCGGAUGGUUCGGUUAUGAGCGUUGCUGUUGUGUAGACCUGCCACCAAGCUUGUGUGGGUGACCCAACGAAGGUCCCGAAAACCGUGCGGUGCUCUGUGUGCUGACCAAGUGACACCAAGUUGUUUGGUUAGGGUCGUUGUUUGCUCAGCUCUUAUCAACGCGUGUUGGUUGAUAAGAUUUUCAACAAGAAUAGCAAGAACCGUUUGAUCUUGUGCCGCCCGGUGUCGUUACAUGUGUGAGAAAGGGCAUGCGCGUGGUGAAUGUAAACAAUUAGCGGUUACAUGCCGGUAACAGAAUAGACCUUUGACGGUGUGCUUAAAAUCCUGGCGCUUCUUGACGUGUUCACACGAAGCCUGCCCGAAGAUUGACGAACUUGGAAGUGAGUGUACCUAACGAGGAUCGUAUCGUCCGCCGAUGAGCUCACAGGCCACGUACGUUCGAGCGAGGUUUCAAGGUGAUUAAUAUUCAAUAAAUUUGUGGUUUGUUCACGAGAUCCGAGCUUAAUAAAUAAACAAACGAACCCCGAACGGUUUGGUCGGAGAUAGAUGUUAUUGGAAACCAACGGCUGGCAAGCGAACGUGAUGGAGCAAUCGAAUGAGUCAGCCGCCGCAACUGCGUCGGCGGCGGCCAAUAACGUACCACGAAACUCACAGCCGGGUGAUUUUGCAACUGCCGCCGCAGUCGUGCUUUCACUGCAGAGCACAAUGGUUACCAGUCUCCAGCAGGCGGCCCUGAUGCCUGCCAAUUCCGCAGCUGCAGCUGCAUUCAACCUUCAGGCACUCGAAUCAUAUCUCACUCUACAGAGAAUAACCGGAAAAUCGGACGUGCUUCGUCUGUCCAAUCGUGCACCGUUGCCCUCGAUGCCUCUGACCUCGCCGUCAUCGACCGUCACCUCGGCUGCGGCGAACACGGACGAUAUGCUGAUGGACACGCAACCGGCAUCGGUGCAGCAGCUGCUCCAGAACAAUGACCUCAGCGAAGAACUUCCGGUUCUCGAUCAGGACGAUGAUCUCAACUUCGAUGAUCCCAUGCACGACUCGACAUCCGACGGCAAUUCACUGGACACCGGUUACCCUAGCCUCGUUCUGAAUGCGGCCUUUCACCAGCAAAUGAGUGCAGACAAGUUCAAAACUCUGGCUGCCGCUUCAUCAUCAUCAUCAUCAUCAUUAACGUCAACGUCAACGAAUCCGGCGGCCGCCGUUGCUGCAGCCGCCGCUAGUCUGGUUGCAAGUUCGGCUGUCGCAGCCGCAGCGGCUGUGUCGAAAAAAUGUACACCCACGUCAACGGCUACGAUUACGGCUACAACUCAUCAACAGCAGCCGCCGUCGGGAAUGACAGCCACUACAGCCGCCACCGCCGGACAAAGACCCAAAAAGCAAUUCAUUUGUCAGUUCUGCAAACGACAAUUUACAAAAUCCUACAAUUUACUGAUCCACGAGCGGACCCACACCGACGAGCGACCAUAUUCCUGUGACAUCUGCGGUAAAGCCUUCCGUCGACAGGAUCAUCUACGGGAUCAUAGAUACAUCCACUCCAAGGAGAAACCCUUCAAGUGCCUGGAAUGCGGAAAGGGAUUCUGUCAGUCGCGGACGCUAGCCGUGCACAAGAUACUGCACAUGGAGGAAUCGCCCCACAAGUGCCCGGUGUGCAGCCGAAGCUUCAACCAGCGAUCGAACCUGAAGACCCACCUGCUCACCCACACGGACAUUAAACCGUAUCACUGUGCGGCCUGCGGUAAGGUAUUCCGGCGGAACUGUGAUCUGCGAAGGCACAGCCUCACGCACAAUCUGGGCGCCAGCGGUUCCGUUGGGCUCGACGGUCAGUUGGAUCUGAGCGGAAGUUCCUCGAUCGGUGCCAGCGAUUCCGAAGCCAAUACCAUCGAUCUGAUGGCACUGGCUGGCGUUGAUUAAGUGAGUUCCGUAGGAUCCUGCGAUGGUGCUCCCAUGCGCCCAAUACCUGCUGCCUGUUGGUUCAUAAUUGCAAAUGUUGACGUUUAGUGAGAUAGGUUUUUUGUUUAGUUUGAAGUGAAAAGUGCAUUCUGACGAAAUGUGGGUCGGAAUCGAAUUCUUUUUUUUAUUGCUAGAUUAUUAAAAAUGUGAUGAAAAUGAGUACUUCUUGUAGAACAAAGGUAGAAAAACUAUGCUUAUGUUUUUUUUAGAAAAGCCGAUUCCUUUUAAUGACACUAUCCUCAUAUAUUGUUAGUAGCUAAAAAUGUUAGUUGUUUCAUUUCUGAAAUACUACUUAUACUUUGCUUAAGAGACAGUUAAACGAAAAGAUAUCCGAUAGUGUUAAGGUUCUAUAUAUUAUACAGUGCAUCAAAUUGUUAAAGUAGAGACCCGUUACAAUGUACAGUAACGAACAAAUGUAAAUAGUUUUAUGUCAACUCCAACGAGAAAUUGAAAUAAAUGAAA
Malaya genurostris is the source of this 2726-nucleotide messenger RNA. RefSeq names its product protein sister of odd and bowel (gene sob). Gene Ontology annotation, molecular function: RNA polymerase II transcription regulatory region sequence-specific DNA binding; DNA-binding transcription factor activity, RNA polymerase II-specific. The record is from RefSeq and is a predicted model, not a curated record. Lineage: Eukaryota; Metazoa; Arthropoda; Insecta; Diptera; Culicidae. The coding region runs from base 861 to 2225 and encodes 454 amino acids. Gene Ontology annotation, biological process: embryonic hindgut morphogenesis; embryo development; embryonic pattern specification. Gene Ontology annotation, cellular component: nucleus. The transcript is spliced from 2 exons.